This is a messenger RNA of Prunus armeniaca (apricot), 1632 nucleotides long. Lineage: Eukaryota; Viridiplantae; Streptophyta; Magnoliopsida; Rosales; Rosaceae. The record is from the annotation of a GenBank genome assembly.
AUGAUUCGACCGCAAGAUCAGAGUUCUGGAGCUGUGACAUUGUGUACAUCGUCUUUAUCUCCUACGCAAUUCUCAGACAUAGGGAAAUUACAAGAGAAGUUCAAGGACUUAUUUCAUGAUGUGCAGGGUUUGCCACCACGGAGAGUUGUGGAGCAUGAGAUCCAGUUGGUAGGAGAUUCACCUCUACCAAACUUGGGUUUGUAUCGUACUUCUGUGACGGAAUCUGACGAGAUCAAAAAGCAAAUUCAGGGACUUCUUGAACAAGGAGUUAUCAAACCUAGCUGCUCACCAUGUGGUUCGCUAGUGUUACUUGUGCCUAAGAAAGACGGAGGCUGGUGUAUGUGUGUUGAUUAUAGGGCACUCAACAAAAUAACCAUCAAGAAUCGGUAUCCAUUGUCGAGGAUUGAUGACCUGCUAGAUCAACUACAUGGUGCACGCUACUUCACUAAGCUUGAUCUCAAAUCUGGCUAUCACCAAGUCCGCAUCCAUGAAGAAGAUACUUGGAAGACUGCAUUCAAAACAAAGCAGGGACUCUUCGAGUGGUUAGUCAAGCCAUUCGGGUUAUGUAAUGCUCCAGCUACCUUCAUGCAAUUGAUGAAUGAGGUACUCCGCCCUUCCAUUGACGACUUCGUCAUUGUAUACUUAGAUGACAUUCUCAUUUUUAGUGUCACAUGGGAGGACCAUCUUCAUCAUAUUGCUCAAGUUUUUGAGGUUUUACGAACAAAUCAGUUACAGUUAAAUGGUAAGAAGUGUGAAUCUGCGAAACAACACCUCGUAUACCUGGGAUUCAUUGUUGGUACAGGAGAACUGAAAAUGUACCUAGAGAAAGUACAUGUGAUUUCUCACUGGCCUACACCCCGUUCAGUAACUGAAGUUCGGAGCUUUAUAGGUGCAUGUCAAUAUUUGCGAAAGUUUAUUCGGCACUUUUCACAAAUUGCAGCACCCUUACAUUCACUUACAAAGGCCAAUCAAAAGUUUGAAUGGUCGAGAAACCAUGAAGAAUCUUUCCAAUUGUUGAAACGAAAGAUUACAAAGGCCCCAGUAUUAGCAUUACCGAAUCUGCAGAAACCAUUUGAAGUAGAAGCAAAUGCAUCAAACUAUGCAAUGGGAGCCGUAUUAUUUCAGGAUGGGAAACCAGUUGCAUACCAUUUUGAGAUGUUUAGUGGACCGGUAUUGAAUUAUCCGACUUAUGACAAGGAGCUGUAUGCAAUGCAUCAAGCAGUGAAGCAUUGGAGAGCUUACUUGUUGGGAAAAGAAGUUGUAGUUCACUCAGAUCAUAAACCUCUUCAAUUUUUAACUACACAGUCUAAGUUGCAACAAGCUCACCAUAUGAAAUGGAUGUCUUACCUACAACAAUUCAAUAUUGUGAUAAAGUACAAGAAAGGAACAACUAAUAAGUUGGCAGAUAUGUUAUAUAAACCACCUACACUAGUUAGUUCCGCAUUGCUGGUGGCUAUGCAAAUCCAACCAAUUGUUCCUUCUGAAUAUGCCAAAGGGUAUGAUACAGAUACUAAUUUCAACUCAGCCUAUGCCAAGCUACAACAAGGAAAGACUAGUGAGUUCCAAUUGAAGGAUGGACUAAUGUACAAAGGAACACAAUUGUGCAUUCCAGAAGAUGGCGAUAGAUUGUAG